AUGGCGUCGAAACCUAAAUAUUCCAAAACUCAAUCGUUUGAUGAGACAAUUAGCACAAUACUACCAUCAUAUUCAAUGUACACUUCCACGGUCGGGAUGAAUGUUAAUGUACCAGAAGAUAACAAUGAUGACUUGCCACCACCAGUUUAUAGUUGUAACAAUUCCGAAUGGUCAGCGAGUACGGAAAGUACUAAUAUUCAGGAUGUGACCUCCUCGGCCGCGUCAACUACCCCCACAUCGGUAACAGAAGCACAAAGUCGACGCGUGGCUCAUGUCAGUUCGUCAUCUACUAUUGACGAUAUCCCAUUGAUUGUUGCUGACGAAAAUGCCAAUUUGAUGGAGACUAUUUUGGACAAUGUACAUCGAUUACCAAAUAUGACAUUUGAAAAGCAAGAGAUUUCCAAAGCCGUACAGCUUGAAGUGUUUUAUACAAAAGAUAUUGGUGAGAUUGGUAAAACACCAGAAUUAAUUGAUCCUUCAAUUUAUGAGUAUACUCAGGGAGAUCUUUUGAAUGGUUACAUCAUCAUAAAGAACACUUCUGACAGACCCAUUCCAUUUGAAAUGUUUUACUUGUUGUUUGAAGGGAACUUUAUGGUUGCAAAUGAACGUAGACCUCAGGAGUUGGAACCUGUUAAGAUACGUCGGUUUUUGGAAAUGUUUGACUUUUACGGCAGUUGGAACGAAGCUCAUAUAAAUAGGUUGGUUACCGAGACUGCUAGUCCUUAUUUAUGUGAGUUUGGUAACACCGUUGAUCCACUUGAUGGAACGUAUUUAUAUUUCGGUCCCAAGAAGGAAAUCUUACCUAACCGAGUUUACAAACGAUUCUUUUCAUUCAAAAUACCUAACAAUUUACUUGAUUCAGAAUGCAGUGAACACAAUUUGUCGAAACAUGUUGAAAUACCACCAACUAUAGGAUUAUCGAGAUGGGAAGUUGCUCAUUAUCCAGAAAGAAACUUGAACAAGAUCAAAGAUUUCUCAAUUGUGAAUACAUCUAUGGGGUAUGGAGUAAUGGCGAGAUUUAUUGGUAGGAAAUCCACUUGGGAAGUUGAUUUUGGGAAGAUUGUUACUCCAAAACAUAAAGAUAAUGCCAAGUUGGUCAACUCCAAGGGUGAUGAGUAUAUCAUUUUGAAGGAAUUGACGAAUUACAUUCGUGUGAUUCCCACUACAAAUGUCCCCACUGAAAAUGAGAGGUUGAUGAAAUUAGUUGAGAAUAGGUUGUUGUUUGACAACUUGGUCAAACGUGUCAAGGAUAAAAUUGACAUUGGAAAGCAAUUAGAAAAGGCAUUGGAAUCAAGGACCGUUCCAGAUUUGUCGCCUGAUCUCACACAAGAAGAAAUCGAGGCGGCAAAGAUAACCCAGUCAUACCAACAUGCAGAUUCGAUAAGAGACAUCAAGUCCAAUAUGAAGAAAUUGGAGUAUUACGAAGUCCUCGUUCAGUUGAUGAAAAGAUCAAUCACUGGUCUCAAAAAUCAAGGUGUUUUACAGGUCAAGACUCCAAAACAAGAAUAUCAUGUGAAAUACAUACCUCCAUGUAGAUUCCGGGAAGAAUCAAUUGGGGAAAUGGAAAAAACUUGGAAAUUUGAUGUUCCAAUUGAAUUAACUACUAUAUUUCCAUCCAAUGACAAGCAGCAAACUCCGCCAACAAUUAAAUACAUCGAUGCUGAGUUGGUUGUUCACACCAUGAGAUCAAUGGGUGCUCCAAUAGCUCUCGAGUUCAACCACGAUUUGGUUUACAACAAGGUCCCUAAUAAUAGUAAACGUGAAGUUGAUCUCGACACAUUUAACAACAAUGUCGUCAGACCUUUUCAAAAACAAUCGACAGAACUCUAUCAUUUGUCGCAAAAACUUGGGUUGCAAAAUUUUAGAAUUGAAAAGCAAUUGGUGGAUGAUUUGAAAUCAAUUUGCAAGAUUGAAGAGAAAUCAAACAACUUAGUAGUUGAUGACAUAUUGGUAGAUAAGGAAAAGUACAACUAUAAAAAGAAUGGUAUAAAAUGGUCAAGUGUUAAUGGAUCCGCAACAACGUCAUUCAGUUUAAACAUCAACCUUGCAUCAUUGUCCUUAAAGGGUGUUCCCACAAGUAGUUGUAUGGGGCUCUCUUAUGACCGAUUCAACUUGGUUCCCGAUUUCCAAUCUUGUUUUAUGACAAGAUCGUAUCAUUUGAAAUUGACCUUUGAAUUGAGCAAUGGUGAAUGUGCUCGUAUCAAGGUGCCUGUUGUGAUAGAGAAAGCAUAA
Lodderomyces orthopsilosis Co 90-125 is the source of this 2232-nucleotide messenger RNA. It is a transcript of the gene BUL1, whose product is annotated as Bul1p. The transcript has a single exon. Gene Ontology annotation, biological process: protein monoubiquitination; protein polyubiquitination. The record is from RefSeq and is a predicted model, not a curated record. Bases 1 to 2232 code for a protein of 743 amino acids. Gene Ontology annotation, molecular function: ubiquitin-ubiquitin ligase activity. Gene Ontology annotation, cellular component: ubiquitin ligase complex. NCBI's taxonomy places the organism in Eukaryota, Fungi, Ascomycota, Pichiomycetes, Serinales, Debaryomycetaceae.